GCAUGUUUUGAAUUAGCGAACAUUGUUUAUGAAAGGUCCCAAGGAAUUUUUUUUUUAAUUUUGCGAAAUAAACAUGUGUGUGUGUUUGUUUUUAAAUUGUUUCAUCCAUCAAAAUCAUCAUCAUUAUAUAUAUAAAAUAAUGAAUUCAAUUGUAUCGAAAGAUUUUUGUGCUCGUUGUGGUUCAGUAUUACCAUUACCAACAUUUGAAAAUGAUUCAUCAUUAGUUACAUGUCCAAUUUGUAAUCUGACUGUUGAUGCAAAACAUUUUCAUGGACAAGCUACGACCGUACAAAGAAUAUGGUUUAAUCCUAGAUCAAAUCUAAAAAAACAACGUAACAAAGAAAUCAAUGCUGAUGGUCCAAUUGUUGAACGUAAAUGUAGCCGCUGUGGUCAUGAUAAACAAACAUUUGCCACAUUACAGACACGUUCGGCCGAUGAAGGACAAACAAUAUUUUAUACAUGUUUAAAAUGUGGUGCUAAAGAAAAUGAAAAUUCAUGAUUGAUUUAUCGAUCGUUAUUAUUAUUUUUUUUUAAUGAAUAAUUAAUAACACAUGUGUAAAUAUUUUCAAAAAACAUAAAUAUCAUAUAUAUAAUAUAUAUUUACAAAUCGCAAUUUAAUGAAU
This is a messenger RNA of Dermatophagoides farinae (American house dust mite), 623 nucleotides long. RefSeq names its product RNA polymerase I subunit RpI12 (gene Polr1H). Gene Ontology annotation, biological process: DNA-templated transcription; termination of RNA polymerase I transcription. The record is from RefSeq and is a predicted model, not a curated record. NCBI's taxonomy places the organism in Eukaryota, Metazoa, Arthropoda, Arachnida, Sarcoptiformes, Pyroglyphidae. Gene Ontology annotation, cellular component: RNA polymerase I complex. Gene Ontology annotation, molecular function: nucleic acid binding; zinc ion binding.